AUGCUCGCUGUCGUUGCAGUCUCUGGAGGCUGCGCCGCGGCUCCCGAGCGGCGCGUGACCCGUGCCAGUUUUGGUAAGGUUUUGCGCACCCUCUCAACUGACUCCCUGAGGCAGGGUGGCGCGGGUGCGGGGUGGCUCGGCAGCUCGGCGGGAGGCCUCCGACCCGGCUACCUUGUGCUGUUGAAGUUGCUGCAGGAGACGCCGAUGACGAUGGCGCUGUCCUCGCGGCUGGCCAGCGUCCGGGCUCGCUGGCGCGCCGCCCGGGAUAGCACUGACAGUCUGCCGGCGCAGCGGGCGCAUUCGAAUGCGCCCGCCGCGCCGGCAGACUGUUGGACGGCCACAGUCGCGAAAGCGCGCCGCGCCAUGAGCGGCGACCGUGCCAUCUACUAUGGCUGCGUCAUAGAGAUUGCAGCCAUCCUCCAGAGCCAUGGCUGGUGGUAA
Molecule: messenger RNA, 441 nt
Organism: Emiliania huxleyi CCMP1516
Lineage: Eukaryota; Haptophyta; Isochrysidales; Noelaerhabdaceae
Exons: 3
Coding region: 1-441 (146 amino acids)
Source: RefSeq, a predicted model, not a curated record